Molecule: messenger RNA, 1948 nt
Organism: Vitis riparia (riverbank grape)
Lineage: Eukaryota; Viridiplantae; Streptophyta; Magnoliopsida; Vitales; Vitaceae
Product: zinc finger CCCH domain-containing protein 12-like
Exons: 2
Coding region: 503-1663 (386 amino acids)
Molecular function (GO): metal ion binding; mRNA binding
Source: RefSeq, a predicted model, not a curated record
UCUUUCUUUCUUUCUUUUCUUUUGUUUUGUUUGUUUUUUUUUUUUUUGUUUUUGUUGGAAUUUCUUCUCUUGCUUAUUUUAUUCCUGGUUUCUUUGAAUUUCCAUCGACCUUUUGAGUCUGCAGAUCUAAGCUUAUUCCCAAUUUGGCAACCAAUUUUCUUUGUCUAUUUAUUGUUGCUUGCUUUUGUUUUCUAAAGGUUGGUCUUUUCCAAUUUAGUUUUUUCGUAAAUUUUGUGGUUUCCAUCUGUGUUACCUGAUCGUUGAUGUGUUAUUGGAAUACCCAUUCGUUAAAUUAGUCUGGUUUGGAAAUUUUAGGUAAGUUGUGAUCUAACCCAGUUUCAGAUUCAAUUAAUGUUGAUUUGAUUUUGUGGGUGUCAUUUGUAUGGGCUGCCAUUUACUGUCUUUGAUUAGCAGCUAGGGCUUUUGCCUUAAUACUGUUGUUUCCUUUUGAAAAAAAAAUACAAAAAAACUGUAUAAACUUGGCUGGUGGGUUGUAGCGUUGAUGGAUAACGGCCGGGAAGCUGGGUUUUCAGGGAGUGUUGGUGGUGGUGUUGAUAAUUGGAUUCCGGGGUCUAGUGAUCAAUUAGUAUGGGCAACUGAGGAUGAUUAUGCAGUUUGGAAUGGGGAUGGAUCGGGUGACACUCCCUCCAACUCGAAUUAUGAGGGAAGGCAAUCUCAAAGUCGGUCUGGAAGUGAACCCCCAAACAAGAAAUCUAGAAACUCACAGGUAGUGGAUUCCCAAGGCAAUGUGUUUGGUCGGGACAGGGAUUUGCCUUCUAACCGAUCAAAAGCAAUUGGGAAAAUGUUCUUUAAGACCAAGCUCUGUUGUAAAUUCCGUGCUGGGACUUGCCCAUAUGUGACCAAUUGCAAUUUUGCUCAUAGCAUUCAAGAGCUUAGAAGACCGCCUCCAAAUUGGCAAGAAAUUGUGGCAGCACAUGACGAAGAACGAGGCGUGUCCUCGGAGCCAAGGGAGGAGUUUCAAAUUCCAUCAAUUGGAUCCUCUAGUUUUGGUGUGGAGACUCAAAGGUCUUACAAGGGGCGUCAUUGUAAGAAGUUCUACACUGAUGAGGGGUGCCCAUAUGGAGAUAACUGCACUUUUCUUCAUGAUGAGCAGUCAAAGGCUCGGGAGAGUGUGGCUAUAAGUUUGGGCCCUGGUGCAGGUGGUGGGUAUAGUAGUGGUAGUGGUAGUGGUAGUGGUGGUGGUGGUGGUGGUGGUGGCGGUGGUGGUGGUGGUGGUGGUGGUGGUGGUGGUGGGAGCGGAUCAAAUAUCAAGCCUUCCAAUUGGAAAACCAGGAUUUGUAAUAAGUGGGAGCUUACAGGGUAUUGCCCGUUUGGGAGCAAGUGCCAUUUUGCUCAUGGAAUGGGAGAACUACACCGUUAUGGUGGGGGCCUCGUGGAUGAAUCUAGAGAUUCUACUUCUGCACCUCCUGACUCAAAGCAGGGAGGGGUGCCUUCAAAACCUCCAUCAGAUGCUGUGGUUGCAUUGGUCACUUCAGUUCCCUUAGUCGCUUCUGUCCCGCAUUCAGAUGUUUACCAUGCUGGAGUUCCAUCCCAACGGCCAACUAGUGUAAUCCAGAGAUCUGUGCAGAGAACUCAGAAGAAAUGGAAGGGUCCUGACAAAAUCAGUAGGAUAUAUGGUGAUUGGAUUGAUGACAUUGAAUGAAAUUUGGAAAUUCCUCACCUGGAAGUGUUGAAGAAAGAUGAUGGCCACUUAAAUAUCCUACUGUAAAGAGGAGCUUUAAUGGAAAUCUGAACAAAUGCAACCGCCUGGGACAUUAUGGGGCACAUUUCACUUGUAAGUUUAAGGAGUUGUUGGCUGGCAUAUUUCAAGCAGAGCCUUGCCCUUUACAGUUUGUCCCAAAUUUUUGAUGUAUGAGUCUUUGCUUUCAGUUUCGGACUUCUGGAGCUUGAUUGCAUUUACAAUCUUUAUCUUUGUUGUCAUACGUAA